AGAGAGAGAAAAUCACAGCAAAGACAUAAACAAGCUUAGAGAGAGAAGCUCAAAUAACUUUUUUGCCUUUUCGUAUAAAUAAAUAAAUAAAUAAAUAAAUAUAUAAGCUUCCAUUUCACCUCAUUUUAAAGAAAAACCAAAAUCAUAAGCUUCAAAAAAGGGCAAAAAUCCCCUCUCUGUGCUUUGUUUGCUUCCUAUUAUCGUCUUCUUCAGUUCGUAAAAACUCUGUUUCUGUUUAAAAUUAUUCUUUGUUCAUCUCUAUUGCCGUUGAAAUUUAAAAGUCACCUGUCUCUUGUUCUCUCCGAUCUGACUCGCCGAGUUCCUUCUGCUUCUGCUUCUACUCGGUUCUGUUCUCGGAUGAGUUAGCGGAGAAGAUCGCCGACCUCAAUCGAUAUGGCCCCGCCAGUUAAUAUAAUUGUUGGUUCCCAUGUUUGGGUUGAAGAUCCUGCCGAAGCAUGGAUCGAUGGAGAAGUUUCUCGAAUUGCUGGUGAACAAGUUCAUGUUCAUUGCACCAAUGGAAAGACGGUUGUCACAAAUAUCUCCAAAGUCUUUCCAAAGGAUACUGAAGCUCCUCCUGGAGGUGUAGAUGACAUGACAAAGCUGUCAUAUUUGCACGAACCAGGAGUUCUUAAUAACUUGGCUGCAAGAUAUGAACUUAAUGAAAUAUAUACAUACACGGGAAAUAUACUUAUAGCUGUCAAUCCAUUUCAAAGAUUACCUCAUCUGUAUGAUACUCAUAUGAUGGAACAAUAUAAAGGAGCCGCAUUUGGGGAACUAAGUCCUCAUGUUUUUGCAGUUGCAGAUGUUGCAUACAGGGCAAUGAUCAAUGAAGGGAAGAGCAACUCAAUUCUGGUCAGCGGAGAAAGUGGUGCUGGUAAGACAGAGACAACAAAGAUGCUUAUGCGGUAUCUUGCAUAUCUUGGUGGUCGAUCUGGGGUAGAAGGAAGGACAGUUGAACAACAAGUUCUUGAAUCCAAUCCAGUCCUUGAAGCAUUUGGCAAUGCCAAAACUGUCAGGAACAACAACUCGAGUCGUUUUGGUAAAUUUGUUGAGAUCCAAUUCGAUAAGAAUGGGAGGAUAUCUGGGGCAGCUGUGCGUACUUAUUUGCUUGAGAGAUCUCGAGUUUGCCAAGUUUCAGAUCCUGAAAGAAAUUAUCAUUGCUUUUACCUUCUUUGUGGUGCUCCUCCUGAGUAUAGAGAGAACUACAAGUUAGGAAACCCGAAAGAUUUCCAUUACUUAAAUCAGUCCACCUGCUAUGAGCUUGAUGGAGUAAAUGAUGCCCACGAAUAUCUUGCAACGAGAAGGGCUAUGGAUGUAGUGGGAAUCAGCGAGGAAGAACAGGAAGCAAUUUUUAGGGUUGUGGCUGCAAUUUUGCAUCUUGGAAAUGUUAAUUUUGCAAAGGGAGAAGAGAUUGACUCUUCUGUCAUUAAGGAUGAGAAAUCCAGAUUCCAUCUUAACAUGACAGCAGAACUGCUUAGGUGUGAUGCCAAGAGCUUGGAAGAUGCACUGAUUACUCGUGUAAUGGUAACGCCAGAAGAGAUAAUCACAAGAACACUUGAUCCUGUUGCUGCUGUGAUUAGCAGGGAUGCCCUAGCUAAGACCGUUUAUUCGCGCCUAUUUGAUUGGCUUGUGGAUAAAAUUAACAAUUCAAUUGGUCAAGAUCCAAACUCGAAAUCACUAAUUGGAGUCCUUGAUAUUUAUGGGUUUGAGAGUUUCAAGUUUAAUAGUUUUGAGCAGUUUUGUAUCAAUUUCACAAAUGAAAAGCUGCAACAACACUUUAACCAGCACGUGUUUAAAAUGGAACAAGAAGAAUAUACAAAAGAAGAAAUCAAUUGGAGCUACAUAGAAUUUGUUGACAACCAAGAUGUGCUGGAUCUAAUUGAAAAGAAACCUGGUGGAAUUAUUGCACUUUUAGAUGAAGCCUGCAUGUUUCCUAAAUCAACACACGAAACAUUUGCUCAGAAAUUGUACCAGACAUUCAAAAGCAACAAGCGUUUCAUUAAACCUAAGCUUUCUCGUACGAGUUUUACUAUAUCUCACUAUGCUGGGGAGGUAACUUAUCAGGCUGAUCACUUUCUUGAUAAAAACAAGGAUUAUGUGGUGGCAGAGCAUCAGGAUCUCUUGACAGCAUCAAGAUGCUCGUUUGUGGCAGGUCUAUUUCCAGCGUCAGCGGAGGAAUCAUCAAAGUCAUCCAAGUUCUCUUCCAUUGGGUCACGCUUUAAGUUACAACUUCAAUCUUUGAUGGAGACCUUGAAUUCAACAGAACCUCACUAUAUCAGAUGUGUGAAGCCAAAUAAUGUCCUGAAGCCUGCUAUUUUUGAGAACAUCAAUAUAAUCCAACAAUUGCGGUGUGGUGGUGUUCUUGAAGCUAUCAGGAUCAGCUGUGCUGGAUAUCCUACUAGGCGAACAUUUUAUGAGUUUCUUCAUCGGUUUGGGGUUCUUGCUCCUGAAGUUUUGGAUGGAAAUUAUGAUGACAAGACCGCCUGCGAAAUGAUUUUGGACAAAAUGGGACUACAAGGAUAUCAGAUAGGAAAGACAAAAGUUUUUCUUAGGGCUGGCCAGAUGGCCGAGUUGGAUGCAAAAAGAGCAGAGGUGCUUGGAAAUGCAGCCAGGAUCAUACAAAGGCAAAUUCGAACAUAUAUUGCUCGCAAAGAGUUCAUUGAAUUUCGUCAAGCUGCCAUUAAAUUGCAAUCAUACCUGCGAGGUAUUUUUGCUCGUGAACUUUAUGAGAAGUUGCGAAGAGAAGCUGGAGCUAUUCAGAUACAGAAGAAUUUCCGACUAUACACAAGCAGAAAAUCAUACUUAGCGGUCCGCUUGGCUGCAAUCACAUUACAGACAGGAUUAAGGGCAAUGACUGCUCGCAACGAAUUCAGAUUUAGAAAACAAACAAAGGCCGCAAUCCUCAUCCAGGCGCAUUUGCGUUGCUUCAUAGCGUACUCUUAUUAUAAGAGGCUUCAAAAAGCAAUUAUUUUUACUCAGUGUGGUUGGAGGCGAAGAGUUGCAAGGAGGGAGCUCAGAAAUCUUAAAAUGGCUGCGAGAGAAACAGGGGCCCUUAAAGAAGCAAAGGACAAACUUGAAAAGCGUGUGGAAGAACUUACAUGGCGCUUGCAACUUGAAAAGCGAUUACGGACUGAUUUAGAAGAAGAAAAAGCCCAGGAAAUAACCAAGUUACAGGAAGCUUUGCAUGCAAUGCAAAUUCAAGUAGAAGAAUCAAAUGCUGCAAUUGUUAAAGAACGAGAGAUAGCUAGAAAAGCCAUUGAAGAAGCACCACCUGUCAUCAAGGAGACACCUGUUCUAGUUCAAGACACUGAAAAAAUUGAUUCGUUGACUGCUGAGGUGGAGAGUUUGAAGGCUAUGCUACUAUCAGAAAGACAAGCAGCAGAAGAGGCCAGGAAGGCUAGUUCAGAUGCUGAGGCGAGAACUGUAGAGCUGACCAAAAACCUUGAAGAUGCAGGGAAAAAAGUGGAUCAACUUCAGGAAUCUGUGCAGAGGCUGGAGGAGAAACUUUCCAACUCAGAGUCCGAGAAUCAAGUACUUCGUCAACAAGCAUUGACUAUGUCUCCAACUGGAAAAACUUUAUCUGCAAGACCAAAGAUGGUUAUUGUUCAGAGGACACCAGAAAAUGGGAAUGUUCUUCAUGGUGAACCCAGGCUUGCAUCAGAUAUGGCUCUUACGACAUCAAAUGCACGUGAGCCUGAAUCAGAGGAAAAACCACAGAAAUCUCUCAAUGAGAAACAACAGGAGAACCAGGACCUACUGAUCAAGUGUAUAUCACAAGAUUUGGGAUUCUCUGGGGGCAGACCAGUGGCGGCUUGUGUCAUAUAUAAAUGCCUUCUUCACUGGAGGUCAUUUGAAGUUGAGAGGACUAGCAUUUUUGAUCGAAUUAUUCAAACCAUAGCUUCAUCUAUUGAGGUCCAGGAUAAUAAUGAUAGGUUAGCUUAUUGGUUAGCAAAUACAUCAACUUUAUUGUUGCUGCUUCAACAUACUCUAAAAGCUAGUGGAGCAGCUAGCUUGACACCACAGCGUCGAAGGACAGCAUCGGCAUCACUCUUUGGAAGGAUGUCUCAAGGCUUACGAGCAUCUCCUCAAACUGCUGGACUCUCAUUUCUUAAUGGUCGGGGGGGACUUGGUAGACUGGACGACUUACGGCAAGUUGAGGCCAAGUAUCCAGCAUUGCUGUUUAAGCAGCAGCUUACUGCGUUCCUUGAGAAGAUAUAUGGAAUGAUUAGAGACAAUUUAAAGAAAGAGAUUUCCCCAUUACUUGGGCUGUGUAUCCAGGCCCCAAGGACAUCGCGGGCAAGUUUAGUGAAAGGGCGUUCUCAAGCUAAUGCUGUAGCACAGCAGGCGUUGAUUGCUCACUGGCAAAGCAUUGUUAAAAGUUUAAACAACUAUUUAAAGAUGAUGAAAGGGAACUAUGUUCCGGCCUUCUUGGUUCGUAAAGUGUUCACUCAGAUAUUCUCUUUCAUCAAUGUUCAAUUAUUCAAUAGUCUUCUUUUGCGUCGUGAGUGUUGUUCAUUCAGUAACGGAGAGUAUGUAAAAGCGGGUUUGGCUGAAUUAGAACAAUGGUGUUGCCUGGCCUCUGAAGAAUAUGCAGGCACAGCGUGGGAUGAAUUGAAGCAUAUUAGACAGGCCGUUGGUUUUCUGGUCAUACACCAAAAGCCAAAAAAGACCUUGAAUGAAAUAACGAAAGAACUUUGUCCUGUGUUGAGCAUCCAGCAGUUAUACAGGAUCAGUACAAUGUACUGGGAUGACAAAUAUGGUACACACAGCGUGUCUUCAGAUGUAAUUUCGAGUAUGAGAGUUAUGAUGACCGAGGACUCUAACAAUGCCGUUAGCAGUUCUUUCCUGUUGGAUGAUGACUCAAGCAUACCAUUCUCGGUAGACGACAUCUCCAAGUCAAUGGAACAGGUAGAUAUAGCUGACAUUGAUCCUCCGCCAUUGAUUCGUGAAAACUCAGGAUUUGUGUUCCUACUUCCACGUCCCGAGUGAUCAAUGUGCUGAACAAGGUCUCCCACUUAGCACGUCAACUAAGGUGCUGAAACAAUCAUGUGCAUAGUAUUAUUCUCUUUUGAUGUCUUCAUCUUCAUCCAUGUGUAUAGCACUUUUUUCUAUACGACCCACAAAUCUUGGUUUGGUGAUGGCUGGGUCAAUUUAUUCUUUUCCCUCGCGUUUCAUCGACAAGAGGGGUAUUUGUUAAGAAGCCAUAUAUCACUUUUUAUCGUGAUAGUGUGCAAGAUCAGGCAAUGGUGUUCUGGUCCUCACAUUUAACUUGGCUUGUUUUUUAACUUUUGUAUUUGUUUGCUUGGUUUCAGAGCACGUAGUGGUAUUGAGUGAUACGUUUUAUAGGUCAUUAUUUGUUUUGUUGAAGUAAUUUGUAAUCUAAAUCUAAGGUAUUACUUUUUAUUUUUUUUUUCUUAAUUCGUUAGAUGAUGACAGUGUCAAUUCUAUAUCCUCACAUAAUAUAAAGUUUUGUUCAUUUUA
This is a messenger RNA of Cannabis sativa, 5481 nucleotides long. Its product is annotated as myosin-17. Gene Ontology annotation, cellular component: actin cytoskeleton; cytoplasm; myosin complex. The record is from RefSeq and is a predicted model, not a curated record. The coding region runs from base 394 to 4989 and encodes 1531 amino acids. Gene Ontology annotation, molecular function: ATP binding; microfilament motor activity; actin filament binding. Gene Ontology annotation, biological process: actin filament organization; vesicle transport along actin filament. The transcript has 39 exons. NCBI's taxonomy places the organism in Eukaryota, Viridiplantae, Streptophyta, Magnoliopsida, Rosales, Cannabaceae.